GUAGAAAACUUUAACGAAAAAUAAUCAACAAUAAUUUUAAUUUUUGGUACUGUCAGUGUUUGAAACCCCAGUGUGUAACACCAAUAAAACUCUCUCCUCCAUUCCCUGCAUGAUGGGCAACUCUAUGAUGGCCAUAAUGAGCAGGAUGAUGAGCAUGCCCUAUUCUUUUUACAACAGCGUUGAAUCCAGAAUGUGGAUCGGCAGUAUAUUCUACCAGCCUUGUAGUACCAUCAGCUUCUUUCAGGGUGUAUGCACCUUUCACAUGAUUUCCAUCUCUAUGUUCCCAUUGGGAUUUAACGUCAUGGGUGUGAGGAUCAUGAACGCCGUAACUGAAUUUAUAAUGUGCAGGAGAUGGGCCAAUUCUGCCAUCUCAACAACAACAAUCAUGAACUCUUUUGUAAUAGCUUUUUUAGUUUUUGUGGCAGUAAUUUCUGCGCUACCUCAUCAUGAACAUCACGCCCCAACACAUUACAAAUUUGAAUACGGAGUACAUGAUCCCCAUACUCAUGAUGUGAAAUCUCAAUGGGAACAUAGAGAUGGAGACAAUGUGAAAGGCGCCUAUACUUUAAAAGAAGCUGAUGGUACUACUAGAUUGGUGGAAUAUACUGCUGGGCCUCAUACUGGAUUCAAUGCUGUUGUGAAAAGAAUAGGACAUGCUCAUCAUCCAGCUCAUUAUGGUCAUCAUGGCGGUGCCCAUCACGGAGGACAUGGGGGAGAUAGUUUCGUUGGUGUAACCCAUUGGGGUUUCCAUUAUUGA
Messenger RNA from Coccinella septempunctata (seven-spotted ladybird), 757 nucleotides. RefSeq lists its product as uncharacterized. Bases 110 to 757 code for a protein of 215 amino acids. Gene Ontology annotation, cellular component: extracellular matrix. The transcript has 5 exons. The record is from RefSeq and is a predicted model, not a curated record. Lineage: Eukaryota; Metazoa; Arthropoda; Insecta; Coleoptera; Coccinellidae.